UUAUCUUUUUUUUGAAUGAUUUAUAUUUUUUUUUUACAGGUAAAAGAAGAAAUGGCAAUAUUGGCAAGAGAUCAUGGCGUGAAUAGCUUCAAAUUUUUCAUGGCUUACAAAGAUUUGUUUAUGUUAAGAGAUAAGGAAUUAAUUGAAGCAUUUGCUUAUUGUAAAAGUUUAGGAGCAGUUGCAAUGGUCCACGCUGAAAAUGGUGAUAUUAUUGCCGAGAACACGAAAAAAUUAUUGGCUGCUGGAGUAACUGGACCGGAAGGUCACGAGAUGUCCCGUCCCGAAGAAGUCGAGGCUGAAGCAGUAAACAGAGCUUGCGUCAUAGCUAACCAGGUGAAUUGUCCCCUGUACGUGACAGCGGUGAUGAGCAAAUCGGCAGCAGAUGUGAUAUCUGCGAAAAAAUCCGAUGGUUACAUCAUUUAUGGAGAACCUUUAGCGAGUAGCAUCGGAAUCGAUGGUUCUGAUCAAUAUGGCAAAGAUAUCAUUAAAGCCAGAUGUAUUAUUACAAAUCCUCCUUUGAGACCGGAUCCAACAACUCCGGCCUACCUGAUUGAACAAUUAGCUCAAGACGGACUACAAGUAACCGGAAGUGAUCAUUGUACCUUUACAAGUGAGCAAAAGGCCCUUGGAAAGGACGACUUUACAAAAAUUCCAAAUGGAGUGAAUGGAGUUGAAGACCGAAUGUCUGUGGUUUGGGAGAAGGGUGUUCAUGCAGGAAUUAUGGAUCCCAUGCGAUUUGUUGCAGUGACAAGUACAAAUGCUGCGAAAAUCUUUAAUUUAUAUCCAAGGAAAGGAGUGAUUGCCAUUGGUUCCGAUGCUGAUAUCGUCGUCUGGGAUCCGAGCAGGAAGCGAACGAUUUCCGCCCAAUCUCACGUUCAAGCUGUUGACUUCAAUAUCUUUGAGGGUAUGGAAAUUAAUGGAGUACCAGAAUACGUGAUUGUCAAUGGACGUAUUUGUGUUGACGAUUGUAAUUUGAAGGCUGUUCAUGGCUAUGGAAAAUUUAUAGAUACUCCAGUCUAUCCAUCUUAUGUAUAUGACCUCGUCAAUGACAGAGAAAAACGAUUAAGAGGAAUUGCUCGAAGUGAAGCUGACGAGAAAAGAUACGCCGAAGAAGAUACAGCCAUUCAAAAAGCAAAAGAAACCGCGAGAGCGGCAGCUGCAGCGGCAAACGCUGCAAAAAUGAAUCAUACAAAUGGUAAUCACGAUUCACCAAGAUCAAAAUUAUCCACUAUCUCUUGUACACCAACAUUGCCAGAGUCUGCAGUUAUCACUCCAUCAGCUAAAGGACCACGAAUGGAAGGUCAAAGGAAUUUACAGGACACUACCUUCUCCAUCAGCGAAGAUACAGGUGAAGAUCGAAGAGCGUGUAUCCGGGUUAAUAAUCCUCCAGGAGGUCGCAGUGCCGGUGGUUUUUGGUAAUUUCGUGAAAAUUUGUAAAAAAAAAAACAAAAAAGAUGGUAUGUAAUAAUAUAUAUAUACAUCUAUAUCUCCUCCCAUUUACCUCACCCUUCCUCAACUUUUUUUUCACUUCGAAAAUUUAAUCCUUUUCGAAUCUUUUUAUUAGUAACUUUUGAAUUUUUCUACAGCUAGAAAAUUCUUUAAAAAAAAACAAAAAAAUGACAACUCUCUUUGUAAUCAAUUCUUUUUCCCAAAAAAAACAAUUUUUCUCUUUAAAACUCAUCCUUAUAAUCAUUCACGUCGACUUUGAAUCAUUUCAUAAUAUAAAAAAUUGUGCAAAUUUAAGUGAUCGCAGUAAAUAAUUAAUUUUUGAUUGCGAUAAUUUUUUUUUUUCGAAUAAUAAUGCAGAAGCAAUUUUUAUUUUUUAUUCUGAAAGUUUCAAGGUCUAAAUUAUAAUGGGCAUCUUAAGUUAUUUGUAUUUAAAAAUAAACGCUUAGAAUAUUAUUUAAUGAAACAUCAAAGUUAGAAAGAAAUUUUAAAAAAUGAGAAAAUUUCUCAAAAAUUUGUGUAAAGAAAGUUUUUUUUUUUUUGUGUAAUCUAUUAACAGCACAAAGUUGUAGUAGAUAUUUAGUAAAUAGCAGAUUGUAGAAUUAAUGUGGAUAUUUAUAAUCGUUAAUUGUUACGUUUACGUCGACUUGAUUAAAAUUAUUACUCUAAUUAAUUAUAAUAUUGCUAUAAUAAUAAUUAAAAAAAAUAUAUUGUGUUAUUUUCAGCGCAUGGUAUAAAUAGUACAGUUAUUCUUGAAGCUGGUGAAAAAAUUUAUAAAAAUUAAUUUAACUUUAAAUGAACAUUCAAAAAUUCGAAUUUCUAAACUAAAAUCGGUUUAAAUAAAAGAUAUUUUAAAAAAUAAACCGAACGGAAAUUAAAAGAAAAAUAGAAUUUGACGAAAAUUUUUUCUCCAGUUUUGUUCUUACUGUCGAUAAUUAUGAAAAAUAAUUAAAAUGUUUAUUAAACUUUAGAAAUAAUCGGCUCUAAAUAUAUUUGAAUUAGAGGAUUUAUUAUUUAAUAAGUUAAUUAAUUAAUAAAUUAAUUGAUAAAUAGAAAAGAUUAUUUCUUCUAAAAUAUACGAAUUGUUAAAACAAUACAUUUUAUUAUAGAUUGUGAAGCAAUUAUUAGACUGUAUAAUUGUACAUUUUAUAUUGAAUGUUUAAUUAUUGUUGACAAAGCUACGUGAUUAGUAUUCGCAAUUUAAAUAAAAUUGAAAAAUUUGCGAUUAUGCAUUAUCUUUUCAAAGAUAAAUGACAAGAAAAAAUAAUCAAACUUCUGCGCCUUAUUAUUGCAAGAAUUUAGUUUUGUAUUUAAUGACAAUUUUCAACGAACAAUUAAUAAUAAUCGAUGUUAAGUUUUAUAUAACGGAAUAAAUUUUUUUUUUUUACUUCACACAUUUAUGCCAUGCGUUGAAAUUGUUGCGAAUUUUAUUAAUUUUUGUGAUCACCAAAAAUAAUUAGAAGCACAUUACAAAAUUUAGUUUUUAAUUUAAUAAAAAUAAAUACAUUUUAUUAUUUAUUUAAUAAUUACGCAAAUUGGAUUUAAAUAAUUUUUUUAGAAUUUUUAUUGGUCAAUUUUUUUUUUUUUUAUUUUUGUUGCUGUUAAUUUUUUUUCAUUAUUGUUGAAUUCUAUUAAAAAAAAUAAUGAAUUUGACUUUAUUUUUGAAAAAUAGUUAACGAAAUAUUUGAUGUGCUCUCUAAUUAUUUAACUUUAAGAAAUUCGUAAUUUGAGGAAGGAAUGUAAAUGGAAAGAAAAUAAAGAGCUUGUUGCAAAUAUCGAAAUGGAAAGUCGCUUUACGCAUUUUGACUCUAAGAGCCAAAAAAAAACACGUUAUUAACAAUUAUUAAAAAAAUAUAUAUAUAUAUAUUCCAAAAAUUGUGACCAUAUCUUUCUCGAAACGAUUGAAGUAUUUAAAAUUCGAAGCCAAAAAAAUUUUGAUACGUAUUGCGAUUUUAUAAGAAUUUUCCAGCCAAAGAGAUCACUUCCUCUCAAUUUUCAGACCAAUAUUUGUAAUCUUAAAGUGUCUUAAAGUAGUUCGACUAAAAUUGAAAAAUUCAAUGUGUUCAUGUUUUCAAAUUUGAUAAUAAGAUAAUUUAUAAAAUAAACAUUGAAAAAUCUAGUUCAAUAAGAAAAGUUACAUUAUUUUAAAAAUUUUUCUUACAAAUUUUAAAGAUUCGAAGUUUCUUAUACAUGUUUGUAUACAAUAAUAAUAAUAAU
This is a messenger RNA of Leptopilina boulardi, 3663 nucleotides long. RefSeq names its product dihydropyrimidinase (gene CRMP). Gene Ontology annotation, biological process: pyrimidine nucleobase catabolic process. NCBI's taxonomy places the organism in Eukaryota, Metazoa, Arthropoda, Insecta, Hymenoptera, Figitidae. The record is from RefSeq and is a predicted model, not a curated record. The transcript has 7 exons. Gene Ontology annotation, molecular function: dihydropyrimidinase activity. The coding region runs from base 16 to 1419 and encodes 467 amino acids. Gene Ontology annotation, cellular component: cytosol; cytoplasm.